This is a messenger RNA of Choloepus didactylus (southern two-toed sloth), 986 nucleotides long. RefSeq names its product olfactory receptor 4C5-like. Gene Ontology annotation, cellular component: membrane. Gene Ontology annotation, molecular function: olfactory receptor activity; G protein-coupled receptor activity. NCBI's taxonomy places the organism in Eukaryota, Metazoa, Chordata, Mammalia, Pilosa, Megalonychidae. The record is from RefSeq and is a predicted model, not a curated record. Bases 66 to 986 code for a protein of 306 amino acids. The transcript has a single exon. Gene Ontology annotation, biological process: G protein-coupled receptor signaling pathway.
UACAACAGUUGCAAUCCCUGUGUUAUCUGCAGGUAAAUCAGUUAUACAAAGGCAAAAUUGUAUUCAUGGAAACAGUGAACAAUGUGACGGAAUUCAUCCUGCUUGGCUUGACACCGAACCCAGAUGUGCAGAAACUCUUGUUUGUUGUGUUUACCCUCAUUUACUUUCUCACUGUGGCAGGCAACCUACUCAUUAUAGUGACCAUCACCACCAGCCCAGUCCUGGGCUCCCCCAUGUAUUUUUUUCUGUCUUUCUUAUCCUUUUUAGAUGGCUCCAUACCUUCAACCAUGUCUCCCAAAAUGAUAUUUGACUUACUGGUUGAGAAGAAAACCAUUUCCUUCAGUUGGUGCAUGACUCAGCUCUUUGUAGAGCAUUUUCUUGGUGGAGUCGAGGUCAUUCUGCUCAUGGCGAUGGCCUAUGACCGCUACGUGGCCAUCUGCAGGCCUCUGCACUACAUGAUAACAAUGAACCGGCGGGUGUGUGGCCUUCUGGUGGCUGUGUCCUGGGCUGGAGGAUUUCUUCAUGCUCUAAUUCAAAUCCUUUUUAUACUGUGGUUGCCAUUCUGUGGCCCCAAUGUCAUUGACCACUUCUUCUGUGAUCUUUACCCACUGUUGAAACUCUCCUGCACUGACACACACAUCUUUGGACUGUUUGUUGCUGCCAACAGUAGGUUCAUGUGUAUGCUCAGUUUUUCUAUUCUUGUCACCUCCUAUGUCCUCAUCCUUUGCUCCCUGAGAUCUUACAGUGCUGAAGGACGGCAGAAGGCUCUUUCUACCUGUGCCUCCCAUAUUACUGUGGUGGUAUUAUUCUUUGUGCCCUGCAUAUUUGUAUACCUUCGUCCCACAACCACCUUCCCCAUUGAUAAAGCAGUGGCUAUUUUUUAUACUAUGAUAACACCAAUGUUAAACCCUUUAAUCUACACACUCAGAAAUGCAGAGGUGAAAAAGGCAAUAAGGAAGCUCUUGAGCCAAAAAGGGAUCUUGUGA